CCUUACUUCCUCCACCGUGCUAAGGCAGUACAACAUGUUGAUCCACCGCCACCGCGAAUUGAGCCUCCUCCCCCGCCUCCUCUUUUCCGACGAAGACACCGACGCUAGCGCCGCUCCGAGCCCCUUCCCCUCCGCUCGCUCCUCCCCCGUCGCGCCAUUCCGCCCCGGCAUAGCUGUCAUCGUUGGCGUCCUGACCAUCAUCUUCUCACUGACCUUCCUCCUCCUCCUCUACGCCCGGCACUGCAAACGCAGCGCCGCCACCUACGGAGCUAGCCGCGGAGGGACUGCCGGCGGGUUCCCGUCUUCCUCUGCUUCCGAGCGCCGCCAUUCCGGCGUCGAGCGGGCGGUGGUGGAGUCGCUCCCAGUCUUCCGGUUCGGGGCGCUGCGGGGGCAGAAGGCGGGGUUGGAGUGUGCAGUGUGCCUCAGCCGGUUCGAGCCGGCGGAAGCGCUCCGGCUUCUACCCAAAUGUCGACAUGGUUUCCAUGUCGAAUGCGUCGAUACGUGGCUGGAUGCCCACUCCACCUGUCCUCUCUGCCGCGUCCGUGUCGACCCGGAGGACGUCCUCCUCGUUCCCCGCACGGGGCCGCUAGAGCCAGAUCCGCGCGGAGGGGUGGGCGAGAAAGUGGAGGGGAAGGGUGGUGGUAACGCGACUCUUGCGGCGCCGCAGAAUCCUUCCGGCCGUAGGAUCUCCGGGCGGCACUCAUCCGCCGGGGAACGGUCGAGCGAUCCGCUCCAGAUAGUCGUCCACCGCAACGAGCCCGCCCCGUGGAGAUGGAGGCGAUCGCUGGAUGUUCCCGCCCAAGCCCCAGCGGCCGCUUCGACGGCAAGCGCCGCGAUGCCCAAGGUUCGCAAGGACUCGCUCCUGCCGACGGAGACAGUGGAGGACAGGGAAGCGUUCGAGCGGAGGCAUAGCCACCGGAUCGUGGUUUCGGACCUGGACCGCUAUCUUGACCGAUGGAGCGACCUCCGCCCGACGGAUCUACUCUUCCUCCGUAGGGAGAUGAUCAUCACGGAUAGUGGGAGGUUCUCGGCCUCGAAGGCGGCACGCGCCCUCUCGUCCUCGGCGCACCCCGCGACAACUAGCUCCAGAUGCGCGUCAGAGAUUUCCAGGGUCCGCAGGAUGUCGAGUGGCAGGGAAGGUUCGCUGGCGGGGCGAGGCACGGCGAGGACGGAGGCCGACGAGGAACGGACGCUGAGGCGGUGGCUAGGGUUCGCGGGGGUGCGGGUGGCAAAAGCGUCGCGGUGGACGGAGCGGCGAGAGAGCGGGAACGAUGGCGAAGGACCCGAAACUGCUGUAUGAAAUGUCGAAAAUGCCCCCGCCUCCUCCGUCGCCUUGAUCCACCAUAAUGCCCCGAAGAUUACAGAUUUUGUGUGGCCAGGCGAAGCGUAGGCGAAGUAGAACCCAAGGAAAGAGCAAGCGAUGGUCACGUGAGCCACGCAUCAAAUUGCUGCAACGUUUUUAAGGAGAGAGUCACCUCGCUGGCAUCAUCGGGACUCGCGCAUCGUCUGACACCGCAGCAGCAGAAGCGGCAGCCUCCUCGCUCGCAACGACGCAUCGCAUGUAUGCCCGGGGGAGCUCACGAGGCCAUCGUGACGGGCGCGUCCUCUCAUCCGACACGUUCGUCCAUCCGACGGCUGCCGCACGGGCAACGUGGCCUUCCCCUCAUUCCAUUUAUUUUUUUACCGUUUUAACACGGGAGAUUAGUUUUCAAUUUUAAAAAAUUAAAAAUUAAAAAUUAAAAAAGCGACACAUUUACGAAGGGAAAAAUAAAUAAAUAAAUUUGGCUGGAUUCGUUCCU
Molecule: messenger RNA, 1799 nt
Organism: Zingiber officinale
Lineage: Eukaryota; Viridiplantae; Streptophyta; Magnoliopsida; Zingiberales; Zingiberaceae
Product: RING-H2 finger protein ATL43-like
Exons: 1
Coding region: 35-1300 (421 amino acids)
Source: RefSeq, a predicted model, not a curated record